UCGAAUCGUCAUGAAGGAUGGUGAAGCAAGGAAUCCAGAUUUACGCCAGAGCAAAGCCGACGAAGCAAAAGACAGGGCUUUAUGAAAUUUUCGAAGAUGAGGGUGGAAAUUCUUCUAUUUCCUUCACUGUUCCUAAAGAUCUAGCUGAUGGCUAUAUCAACAACAAGAGAGAAGUUUAUAAAUUUAGUGUCUUGACUGGUUACAAUGGAACAAUCUUUGCAUAUGGUCAGACAGGAUCUGGUAAGACGUUUACGAUCACAGGAGGCGCUGAACGUUAUGUUGAUAGAGGAUUAAUUCCAAGAUCACUUUCUUACAUCUUUGAGUAUUUUGAGAAGCAUCCAGGCACAGUGUUCACUGCUCAUAUAUCUUAUCUUGAGAUCUACAAUGAAAAUGGGUACGAUCUUUUGGACCCCAAACAUGAGGCUUGCAAGCUGGAAGAUUUACCCAAAGUAAACUUAUUUGAAGACAGUGACAAUAAUGUCCAUCUCAAGAAUCUUUCCCUACACCAAGCAAGCAAUGAAGAGGAAGCUCUCAAUUUGUUGUUUCUUGGGGACACAAACAGGAUGAUAGCCGAGACACCAAUGAAUCAAGCGUCGACCAGAUCACAUUGUAUUUUCACCAUCCAUAUCUCCACCCGUGAUCCAGGAUCAGCGACCAUCAGACGAGCCAAGCUUCACUUGGUUGACCUUGCAGGGUCUGAGAGAGUUGGCAAGACCAAUGUCGGAGGAACCUUGCUAACAGAAGCCAAGUAUAUCAAUUUGUCACUUCACUACCUUGAACAGGUGAUAGUAGCGUUAUCAGAGAAGUCAAGAAGCCACAUCCCAUACAGAAACUCGAUGAUGACGUCAGUCCUUAGAGACAGUCUCGGAGGGAAUUGCAUGACGUCCAUGAUAGCAACUUGCUCCCUUGAUAGGAAAAACUUAGAUGAAUCCAUUUCAACUUGUAGAUUUGCGCAGCGAGUGGCCAUGAUCAAGAAUGAUGUACUGCUCAACGAGGAGAUUGAUCCUAAACUGUUGAUUGCUCAACUCAAGGCGGAAGUGCAGAGACUCAAAGAUGAACUUGCGAUGUCCACAGGACAAGAAUACACUGGCGAGCUAACGGAAGAUGAAUUGGAUAGACUGCGCAGAAUGGUGAAAAGUUACAUCGAAGAUUCUGAUCCGGAAUCAUCCCUCAGUGUUGGAGCUGACAUGAGAAAGAUCAACUACUGCUUCCAGCUACUCAAAAAUCACGUGUCGGAGAAGAGCAAGCAGAACCCAUCUCCUCCCCCACAGAGGACUCCAGCAAUUGAUGGCGUCCUCGACAGCAGUUACUUAGGCAACCAUACUGAAGUGAACAAGCUUAAGGAGCUCAUUCGACAGCGAGAUAACGAGAUCAAUAUCUUAGUAGGCAUGCUGAAGAAGGAGAAGAAGCGCACGGCUGAGUUAGAGAAGCAAGGUGGCGGCCGACUUCUGGACGGUAUGGGCGCGGCACCGGAUGGGAUCAGACGGAGCGCUAGUCAGUCGCAAAGUGACGACUCAGAGAACGAACUGUCGAAGAUGAGAGCUGCGAGCAGAACACGUGUGAGAGACAGGCCGUCGUCUGAUACCACUGAGAAUCGUCAGCACCCUCAAGCACCUGGUGAUGAUCCAACUAAUCACAGACCUCCAUCUGCUUACAGAAGGAAACUUGAUGAGAUGUCUGUCGGACGAAAAGAAGCUUUUGAGACGUUCCGCCGAGACUAUCCUCACAACGACACGAUAGAGGAAAAUAAACAAACACUCAAGCAAAGAUAUGCAGAGGCCAAACGGCUUGGAGAGCAAGUGAAUUCUUCGCGACAAAAGAUCAAUUCUAUCAAAACUCAAAUCGAGCAACAAAGAGUUCGCCGAUCGAUGCAAGGUUUUGUAAACGGCACCGAAGGAAUAGAUGAUGUGGACCCUGUAGAGCAGAGCCUGAGGCAAGCUAUCGAAGAAGAGAAAGCCAAAUAUAAGGACAGUUUCACUCGUCUUCGAUCCCUGAAAACUGAGAUCGAGCAUCUUCAACAUCUGCUGGAAAAAGCCAAAGUUAAGAUGCAGAAAGAUUUCGAAAUAUGGUGGGCAGAACAGGCGGCGUUCAACCAGACACCCGAUGAAGUUCGAGCAGCAUGGAAGACCCCUCCGAUAUCGCCCGUUAGACCUCCGUCCGCUUCUCGAAGACGUGAUUUAGACCCGGGUGGCACGUCGAAUCCCCGAGAUGAGUCCUCUCGCAGCGCAAGACCCGCAAAAUUCGUGUCCAAGCUACGAGCUGAAGCACAGCUGGCAGCCAUGGGAGCCGUGUCAUCCUCUGUCAGUAGGCCCCCAGUGCACCCCUCAAGUUCAGAUAGUGGCCUUAGUAGCUGGUCACAAUCUGCAGCUACUGCAACAGCGGCUGAGGAAUUGAGCGGAGGCCAUGCUGGACGAAGUAAAUCAGGUUCGACAAGUGAUGCAAGUUCAAGUUCAGGAUCAGUGAUGCUAACUGGUGACACUAGAGCUGAUGCCGACAUCUUGGCUUUUAUAAAAGCCAGGCAAAACCUUCUACAGCAAAGAGGGCAUCGAUAGCAAAGAAAAGUUACAUCAUUAAAACUCAGGAACAUCUUGAUACAGAGGUGACAGACAGUCAGCGAUAAGAAUGGCGUUCCUUCCAUUUCAUUGCCAUCAACGCACCAUGUCAAUCAGAUAGCCUCGUGAUGAGGAAGAGACAGAAAACAACUAGUAACGGUCAAAAUCUGAUACGCUUCAAAAUCACUGCGUCAGCUUCUGUUCCUACAAAUAUGGCCAAAAACAAGAACAAAUUACAAAUUGGCGCAAGAAAUAAUAAAAUACACUAUUUUAUUAAAAGAAAUGAACAGAUUUGAAACCAGUUAAUAAUGUGUGGUCAAUUCUGGUUAGGGUUUUUGUCAUCAGGAAGUAACGCUCUAUAGUCCACGAAACAGGCCUUAUUUCAACUACUAGUUCAGUAGUGUUCAUAAAUGCGAAGAUCGCUUCUUUAUCAGAUAAGAUUUUGUUGUCAAAGCU
Pocillopora damicornis (cauliflower coral) is the source of this 3008-nucleotide messenger RNA. Its product is annotated as kinesin-like protein KIF6. The record is from RefSeq and is a predicted model, not a curated record. NCBI's taxonomy places the organism in Eukaryota, Metazoa, Cnidaria, Anthozoa, Scleractinia, Pocilloporidae. Gene Ontology annotation, molecular function: microtubule binding; microtubule motor activity; ATP binding. Gene Ontology annotation, biological process: microtubule-based movement.